Messenger RNA from Mya arenaria, 842 nucleotides. RefSeq names its product protein quiver-like. The coding region runs from base 354 to 743 and encodes 129 amino acids. The transcript is spliced from 4 exons. NCBI's taxonomy places the organism in Eukaryota, Metazoa, Mollusca, Bivalvia, Myida, Myidae. The record is from RefSeq and is a predicted model, not a curated record. Gene Ontology annotation, biological process: sleep; positive regulation of voltage-gated potassium channel activity; regulation of synaptic transmission, cholinergic.
ACCUUGCAUCCUAUUGCAGUCAAGGACUAUCUGACAGUUAGGAGUUACCAAAAUAAUGUGUUUCCUAUUUCGCGACCAAAAUGUAUUAGGCAGAUAGAUCGGAAUAAUAUAUAUCACCUUUCUAUAUACACAUAUAUAAUUCCGAUCAUAUAAUCAUAUAUAUAACAAAAAAUCGUCGUGAUUUGGUUUAUGUACAUUUAACGUGUCCCGUUCUAGAAAGUACCGAAAAUGUAUCUCGAUGUAAAAAAAACGACGAAAAAAAUAAAUAACGGACAUUAAUUACGUUCUGUCGGAAGUAAAGAAAGGAGCCGGAUACAGACAGAAAAAAGAAAGAGAAAAGGGGACGGAAAGAAAUGACCAACUUCGCUAUCAGCUGUAUGACCCUUCUUGGACUGCAUGCAAUACUAUCAGUGCAAAACGUCUAUGCUGUCCAAUGUUACGCUUGCAACACCUUCCUCACCGAGGACUGUAAGGACCCAUUUUCCGGUGUCGGUGUCAGAAAAGAUGAGUGCGAAACUGGCUGUGUAAAGAUGAAAGGAAAAAAUAGCAAAGGAUAUGAAGGUAUUACAAGAUCUUGCUCCGACCGUACGGACAACAAGUGUAAGUCAGGGGAAGAUCUCGGAUUCGAAGGUGAAGGAUGUGCUUGCCAAACGGACCUCUGUAACUCCGCUGAACGUCCUUUCCGCUUCUGGACAAUGGCUGCUGGUGUUGCUAGCAUUUGUGCAGUUCUGCGCGUGUUUUAGACUGGCAUGCGGUUUAGGAGUAAUCAAAUAUGAAACAAUUUCGAUUUUUAUUUGUAUAAUCACCAGCAUUAUAUUAUUAAAAAUAUAAUAAGUUCUAGA